AUUGCUAAUAUUUGUAUGAAAAUAAGACUGAUUUGUGAUAUUUCUCCAAAAGCCAUACAGAAUGACUGAUCUCCUAUGUAGAAUAUGCCUGGCACGUGAUACUCGUAUGUGUACAACGUACAACACGCCACUGGAAGUGCUUUAUCAAAAAAUCACAAAAAUACCUCUUAAAACAAAAGACGGAAGGCCGCACGUGGUGUGUUACGUCUGCUACCAUUUAUUGAGCAAGUGUCACAAAUUCAUUGAAAGUGCCGUUAAAACUGACAGAGUUCUUCAACGACUAUGUAGCAGUGGUAUACAGUUAACCGAGCAGCAUAUUGCAGCGAUAGACAAGGCUUUCUUACUCACACCAUUAACUAAGUCACGCGUUAUAAAUGUAAACGCAAUAAGCGAUUCAGACGGAGUCAGUAUAGAAGUGGCUGAAGUCAAGAGAGAAAUUGAAGAAGAUAAGCCUAUAUAUCAUGAGGUGGAAGUGGUUAACGAAAAAGUUGAUUCUUUAGGUUUUGACGGUAUAAAUAAUACAGAACAUAGUUCAAAACAGUACGCUUGUACUAUCUGUGGUCAUUGCUUGCUGACCAAAGCUGAAGCUAGGAAGCACUACAAAUGGCAUGGCACCUCCGAAGAACCCUAUCUGGACUGUCUGAAUUAUUUAUUUGGCGCUCCACCAACUGUGGAAGUCACUAUGCAACCUAUCACGGCGCCAACUGACAGCAAAGAAGUAAUAAAGGCGCCAACUGACCACAAAGAAGCACUACCGGCGCCAACUGGCAGCAUACAAGCACUAACGGCAUCAACUGGCAGCGUACAAGCAGUGACGGCGCCAACUGGCAGCAAAGAAUCACUAACGGCACAAACAGGCACCAUACAAACAGCCACUGCACCAAAUUACAGCAUACAAGCGGUGACGGCGCCCACUGACCACAAAGAAUCACUAGCGGCGCCAAAAAAAUCACUAACGGCGCCAACUGACAGCAUACAAGUGGUGACGGCGCCAACUGACAGCAAAGAAACACUAACGGCACAAACAGGCACCACACAAACAGCCACUGUACCAACUUACAGCAUACAAGCGCUGACGGUGCCAACUGACCACAAAGAAUCACACGCGGCGCCAACUGACAGGAAUGAAGCACUAACGGCGCCAACUGACAGCAUACAAGUGGUGACGGCGCCAACUCAUAGCAGAGAAGUGCUGAAGUCUCCGCAAACUAUCAUAGCGUCCGACACUAGUCCAACGAAGAUUGAAAAUGAUGAAGAGAUGCCUCAGAAAGAAGAUAUGGACGAAAAAUCAAAUUUACCCGAAGAACUAAAAGAUGAAUCGCCAAAAAUUUUCAAAAACGAAAAAGAAUUAAUGAUAGAAAUGAAAAUAGACGUCUAUAAAAAAAUUGUGAAACCAAAGAAUAUAAUAAAGAAAAAAGAAGAAACUGCGAAACCAAAUAAUACAAUAAAGAAUAAAGAAAAAGCAACUAACAGUGAAGUGACUAUAAAAAAGAGAAAACUCACUAAAAACAUGAAACCAAAUAGAAAAAAUGAAACAAAAUUAACCGUUAGUAAUAAUUUAACCGAAAACGAGGUAUAUUGUGAAGUCCCAUUAUUUAAAUCGGAUGACCCGUUAGACACAAAUUAUAAAGAUAAUACACCAAAUACAGAUAAAUUAGACAGUUCAGACACGAAUAUAGAAACGGAAGAUAUAGAACAAAAUGAUGAAAAUGAAACGAAAAAAAUUACAGCAACAGAAAAAACAUUUCCAUGUGAUACUUGUAAAAAAGUCUUCCCAAGUAAUGCGAGGUUGAAACGCCAUAGACGUGUGCACACGGGCGAGAAACCAUUCUCAUGCGAACAUUGCUCGAAAACAUUCGCAGACAAAUGUAACCUAAGUCGACAUUCCCGAAUCCAUUCCGGAGAAAAGCCAUUCGAGUGCGAUCUCUGCGGAAAAUGUUUCUCGAUUAAAACUCACUUGAGCGUUCACUUACUCACGCACAAUAAUUCUAGUAAAAAACAAACUAAAAGCACUGUGUCGUGCGAUGCUUGUGGAAAAAUAUACACGCACAAAAUGAAUUUAGCACGGCACAUUUCAACAAAGCACGCCAGGACACAUACAGGUGAAAAACCGUUCUCAUGUAACUAUUGCGAUUACAAGACUGCUGUACAAUAUCAUUUAACUACUCAUAUACGGACACAUACAGGUGAAAAACCGUUCUCAUGUACCUUUUGUCAUUACAAGACUGCUAAAAAAGAUAGUUUAAAUACUCAUAUACGGACACAUACAGGUGAAAAACCGUUCUCAUGUAACUAUUGCAAUUACAAGACUGCUGUACAAUCUAAUUUAAUUAGACAUAAUAUACGGACACAUACAGGUAAAAAGCCGUUCUCAUGUAACUAUUGUCAUUACAAGACGGCUGUAAAAUCAGAUUUAAUUAUACAUAUACGGACACAUGGUGAAAAACCGUUCUCAUGUAACUAUUGCAAUUAUAAGACCACCGUAAAAUCAAUUUUAAUUAAACACGAAAGGACACAUACAGGUGAAAAACCGUUCUCAUGUAACUAUUGCCAUUAUAAGACCACUCAAAAAUCAACUUUAAUUAAACACGAAAAGACACAUACAGGUGAAAAACCGUUCUCAUGUAACUAUUGUCAUUACAAGACUGCAUAUAAAGAUGUUUUAGUCCGUCAUAUACGGAUACAUACAGGUGAAAAACCGUUCUCAUGUUCGUAUUGUUAUUACAAGACCGCAUUAAAACGUAAUUUAACUACUCAUAUACGGACACAUAAAGGUGAAAAACCGUUCUCAUGUACCUAUUGUCAUUACAAGACCGCAUUAAAAUGUAAUUUAAAUACUCAUAUACGGACACAUACAGGUGAAAAACCGUUCUCAUGUAACUAUUGCGAUUACAAGACUGCUGUAAAAUCAGCUUUAAUUAGACAUAUACGGACACAUACAGGUGAAAAACCGUUCUCAUGUAACUAUUGUGAUUACAAGGCUGCUGUAAAAUCAGAAUUAAUUAAACAUAUACCAACACAUACAGGUAAAAAACCGUUCUCAUGUAACUAUUGCCAUUACAAGACUGCUGUAAAAUCAGAUUUAACUAAACAUAUACGGAUACACACAGGUGAAAAACCGUUCUCAUGUACCUAUUGUCAUUACAAGACUGCUAAAAAAGGUAGUUUAAAUACUCAUAUACGGACACAUACAGGUGAAAAACCGUUCUCAUGUAACUAUUGCCAUUAUAAGACCACCCUAAAAUCAACUUUAAUUAAACACGAAAGGACACAUACAGGUGAAAAACCGUUCUCAUGUAACUAUUGCCAUUAUAAGACCACUCAAAAAUCAACUUUAAUUAAACACGAAAGGACACAUACAGGUGAAAAACCGAUUUGAGGUAAACACUCUCUAUAGAAAAAAAAAUCUUCAGUAAUUAUUUCAGUAGGUUGUAGGUAUAGUUAGUAGUAUAAAAGCAGUAAAAGAUGUAGCUAAAAGUCUUUGGUGUAAGUAGGUAGGUAUACUAUACAGGGUGUAAACGAUAAGUGAUCUCACUCGAUUAUUUCUAAACUAUACAAGAUAUCGAAAAAUUUAUUACUGACCCUGAAAGUGCUUACCGCGUACGUGCUUACCCAGUUUUUGGAUAUCUUGUAUAGUUUUUAAUAUUAUGUGGUUUUACUAAAUGUAUGGAAGCUGGAAACAUUGAAUUUUCGGAUAGAUCCAUUUAUUUUGUAACCUAUUAUUGGUACCGUUGGAUAGAGCUCGGGAAGCACUUUCAGGAUCAGUAACCAGUUUUUGGAUAUCUUGUGUAGUUUAGAAAUAAUCGAGUGAGAUCACUUAUCGUUUCCAUCCUGUAAAGGGAGGCACACAGAAAAGGCCUAAGUUACCAACAACGAGAACCGAACAUAGGACCACUUAUGGCAAUGUUAGUAGGUAGGUACGUCACUACCGUCAUAUUUUGCUUCCGUUCAGUUAAUGUUCUCAAAGCUAUAUAGGUCUACGCAAUACUUUGAGAAUAGUAACUGAGUAUUAUUUAUUUAUUUUUAACAGAGUUAUAAAGUUGCCUAUUUAAACUGUAUUUUCUCAAUUAUUAAUUUAAUAUUGACAUAAGUAUGUUAUUCUAAUGAUGGUAGUUCAUUCAUGAACAUGAUUUUGAAAUUACUUACAAUUUGAGACAAUAUUAUAGUUAUUAAUAUUAAUAGGUAUUUUAACUAAGUUCUUUACUAAACAAAAAAUACACCGAAACUAAUAAAAUGUUUUGUUUGUAUUAAACACGAACUAUUUAUUACUAAUGAAGUCUUGAUUACUAUCAAUACUAAUUUACGACAAAAAGUAUAUUUUCCAUUUUUUUUUGUAAUUCAUUCUACCACUAUAAUUUGUUUUUUUUUUAUUGUAAGAGAAAAAAUAUUUUUGUUUUAUAAUUGUUAUUGUGUUUAAAUUGUGUCCCUGUCUGCAUGAUACAAAUAACAUUUAAGUAACAUAACGCCUUAAUAAAGUUUACUAAACUAAAA
Messenger RNA from Ostrinia nubilalis (European corn borer), 4491 nucleotides. RefSeq names its product zinc finger protein 271-like. The coding region runs from base 62 to 3379 and encodes 1105 amino acids. The transcript has 7 exons. Gene Ontology annotation, biological process: regulation of gene expression. Lineage: Eukaryota; Metazoa; Arthropoda; Insecta; Lepidoptera; Crambidae. The record is from RefSeq and is a predicted model, not a curated record. Gene Ontology annotation, molecular function: zinc ion binding. Gene Ontology annotation, cellular component: nucleus.